This is a messenger RNA of Camelina sativa (false flax), 433 nucleotides long. RefSeq lists its product as uncharacterized. NCBI's taxonomy places the organism in Eukaryota, Viridiplantae, Streptophyta, Magnoliopsida, Brassicales, Brassicaceae. Gene Ontology annotation, cellular component: extracellular region; vesicle. Gene Ontology annotation, biological process: regulation of protein localization to cell surface; double fertilization forming a zygote and endosperm; regulation of double fertilization forming a zygote and endosperm. The record is from RefSeq and is a predicted model, not a curated record.
ACAUAUUUGAAAUUUUGUUCCCUAGUGCAAUAUCUCAUCAUGUCUAUCAAAAAUGUUGCUUUUCUUCUUGCAUAUGUCAUAUGCGUUGUGGUCUCGGUAAAUGCUCAACUACCACAGUUUCCGGCUCCAUUUCCUUUCCCAUUUCCAUUUCAACCAAUUCCAGGUGUACCAGGAUUACCUGAUAUAACAAAAUGUUGGUCAGUAGUGAUGGAUAUUCCUGGAUGCAUUACAGAGAUUGCUCAAUCGAUAUUCACUGGAAAGUUCGGUAAUAUAGGUCCUGCUUGUUGCAAAGCAUUUUUGGAUGCAGAAGCCAAUUGCAUGCCGAAAAUUCCAUUUAAUCCGUUUUUUCCUCCUAUGUUAAAAGAACAAUGUUCAAGAAUUGCUGGUGCUGGUGCAGUCCCUCCUACUCCAAAAUAGAGUUUAGACUUUAUAA